AAAAUUUUAGUGUAUCUUUGAAAACUUUGCUAGGCUGAACUUCCUGCACUUAGCUUCUAUAUCUUUAUCAGUGACAUAGUCAUCUACCUAACGUAACUUCUCGAGCAUAAUGAAUACUAUGUAAGCGCCUGCUGCGAUCCGAAUUGCAAUCAUUAAUUGCUGUAAACAACGAAUAGAUCGGUUGUGAUCUUCGCUAAUUUCGAUACACUGAUCCUAAGAAAAACUGCAUAGUUGCAAACGAACACUCGGAUUGACGAUGACGGAGAACUACAGGGCUUGUGUUAGGUGGACAUUGACACUGAUCAACUUGCUUCUUGCGGUAAUUUCGAUAUUAACUCUGCUUCUGGGCGCAUACUACAUAUGGAAGAACGGCGAUGCUCUUCGACCCGGGAUAGCGGCCAUCGUUUUCGGUAUGGUGAUACUUCUUGUUUCGUUACUCGGCUGCUGUAGUACAUACAAACGGAAGGUAUGCUUACUUAUCACUUACGCCAUUGUCCUAAACUUGAUGCUGUACUGCGCGCUCGUAAUCUCCGGCCUUAUAUUCUACGCUAGUUGGCACCUUGAGGACUUCAAGAGUUAUUCGAAUGACACAAUGUAUGAGUACUACACAAAUAAGACCUCGAAAAGAGAGUGGGAUACCAAGCAAAAAACGUACGAAUGCUGCGGCCUCGACAGGCCCAUUGACUGGAAGAAAGUGCCGAACUUUCCGGGCAUAUUCCCUGACUCCUGUGGAGUGAGGCCGUUAAAUCGAACAGGAUGUUGGAAGCCCGAAAAGGAAACGUUAGGAGUAGCGUUUCUCAUUGGUCGUGUGAUACUUAUAGCCACUGCCGUCGUCACGAUCACAGGUAUACUAGGUGCAUGCUACCUCGCCAGUAACCCCGGUCAACGAGGGAGGACAGGUCGAGAGAAAAGAGCGCGACAAACUAGGUUAGGUCUGUUCCAUGAUAAUGCGGGGCUAAAUAUGGCAAAUAAGAAGUAUUGUAGUAUUGUACAAGCAGUAGAAACCAAAUUGAGCCGAGCGAUGGGCCGGACUUGGGCGAAAUUCGUGAAAUUUCUGUUCUUGUUGUUGAACAUCGCUUUUGGAAUACUUGGUCUCACGUAUUUUGGCUGGGCAUUACGUCAGCAAGGCCAAUAUAGCAAUGACAUACCUGCUGAAAAUGGCCUUCUAUUAAUCAAUAUCGGUAUUGGAUCCACUUUGUUUAGUGCUGCCCUUCUCGGCUGUUGCGGUGUUUAUAAAAAGAGUAGCAUCAUGCUAAAAACGUAUUCUGUCUUUUUAAGCAUACUACUGUUAAUUCAGGUCUGGGUCAUUAUCUUCAUGUUCGCAAUCCAUAAUAAUGUAGUGAACCGACAAGCGCUGGUUAACGAGACAAUGUUCCGGUACUACACAGUCGUAUCGGCCAGAAAGCAGUGGGACACCAUACAAAGCCAUGCCGAAUGUUGCGGUCUUGAAGGUCACGUCGACUGGAAGAAUGUACCAGGAUAUCCAGGGCAGCCGCCCAAAUCCUGCGGUGGUGACCCAUUGAAACGACCCGGAUGUUGGGUGUACAUAAAGAAAGUGGCCGAAACCAUAGUUUUUGCCAUAGUAAUUGUUUCGAUGGCCAUUGGAGUGGUCGAAUUUCUCAGUGUAGUAUUAGCCUGCCAGUUAGUCCGCAAAUACCGAAACGAUAGCCUGAUCGUUAACGGAGCAACUAUCGGAGCUCCUACUGGCUAGGACGCAUAAUCAACGAUCAACUGGCCCGCCGAUGUCAGUUCUACCGCUGUGGUUUUAUAGAUGUCAGUGCCCACUCCAUUUGCGAAGUAAGACUCAUGUGUUAAGGGAGCCGAUACGUGGUCGCAAAUAUAUUAUUCUAAAAUUUGGUUGAAAGCAUGUCAA
Varroa destructor (honeybee mite) is the source of this 1873-nucleotide messenger RNA. RefSeq lists its product as uncharacterized. The record is from RefSeq and is a predicted model, not a curated record. NCBI's taxonomy places the organism in Eukaryota, Metazoa, Arthropoda, Arachnida, Mesostigmata, Varroidae.